AUGGCCCUCUUACAAUGUGAUUUUUGGUUUUCCUUCCCUCCUACCCCUUCCCUUCUUCUGGUUCUUCUUCUUCUUGUUGUUCUUAUUGUUGCCACGGAUCAAUCAACACUCGCCAACAUUAACAGGACGGCUCGUCUUUUCCACUUUCCCACCCCCUUCCCCUGGCACGAAAGUCACCGAAUUUUGCAUGGCUCCAUAGCGAAGCGAACCUUUCAUUUUCUCCAUUCCUCCUUAGCUCCUCCUAGCAAUUGCCGAGGCGGCGGCGGAUCAUUAAGCCACAAAAAGGGCAUAAGAGUGUAUCAGUACGUCAAAUGGGGCGAUAAUAGUCAGUCAGUCGGACCUAGUCAAAACGUUCUCAUCAAGUCUUCAGGGGAGGUCAUGCAACGUCGAUCGAGCCAUCGGAUUCGUGGCUUUGCCUCCAUCGCCGCAAGACGGGGUCAGGAUCAAUAUCGGAAUGCUUCGCUCGACCUUUCUUUCAUCGUGCCUCCCGCUACCCUGACUAGUGCCACUGAUAAUGCACCUAGACGGUACUACAACCGGAGGUAUCUCCCCCCUCAGUUACAACCAAAAGUCUUGUAA
Molecule: messenger RNA, 579 nt
Organism: Aspergillus luchuensis
Lineage: Eukaryota; Fungi; Ascomycota; Eurotiomycetes; Eurotiales; Aspergillaceae
Exons: 1
Coding region: 1-579 (192 amino acids)
Source: RefSeq, a predicted model, not a curated record